This is a messenger RNA of Adineta steineri, 885 nucleotides long. The record is from the annotation of a GenBank genome assembly. Lineage: Eukaryota; Metazoa; Rotifera; Eurotatoria; Adinetida; Adinetidae.
AUGUCAUCCAACAAUAACACAAGCCUUAAAUUAGCAAUUCUUCAACUUCAAACUGGUUUUCUAUAUUUAAACCUUAUCGGAGGCUUUAUUCUAUUGAUUGGUGGCGUACUCGGAAAUCUUCUCAAUAUUAUCGUCUUCAUUAAAGUUGGAAAUUAUAAGAACAAUGCAUGUUCACUUUACAUGUUUGUUCGCACUUUUCUUGAUCUCAAUCUUCUUCUUGCCGGUCUGACCGGUAGAAUUCUUAGUGCAGGUUUUCAGAUAAAUCUGACUUCGAUGAAUAGAAUUUGGUGUAAAACGCGCACAGCUUUUGUCGAUAUUAAUGCUGUAAGCACCUAUACUUUAAUUUGCCUACAAGCUAUUGAUGCUUUCAUGUGUUCUUCUCCAUCAGCUGUUGUACGACAGAAGAGCAAUAUUCGAAUAGCACGAUAUUUAAUAAUUGGUACUCUUUGCAUUUGGUUUAUUCAUGAACUACCCUACUACUUCUUUCAAGAUCUUGUUAUUGUAGGAGGUACCCCCAUGUGCAUCACAACAAAUACAAUUUUUGCUCAGUAUCGUAGCUAUGUUACCGUUCUUGGCAUUGCCACUAUUAUUCCAAUCACUGUGAUUUCUAUGUUUGGAUUUCUCACUGUUCGACAUAUGAAAACUAUUAGUGUAACAAGAUCACUUUCUUCUCUUACAAAACAAACCAUUAGUAUGGCAUUAUUUCAAAUAUUUGCUGUAUUAGUGUUUAAUAGUCCAUAUGCAAUUUGGCAAAUAUACACAGUCAUCACAGCAAAUGUAGUUAAAGAUACUUAUAGACAAACAGUGGAACAGUUAAUUAGUUCAUUUGCUGGUACUUAUGUUUUUGGACCAUAUGCGGUAAAUUGUCUAUUUCUUACUUUCUAA